UUACAAAAUUGGAAGUUUCGGCCUCUUCAAUCUCGCUCCGUCCAUUUCAACCGCUUGGAUAUCUUCCCAUUUUUUCGGGCCUUCCUUUCUCCUUCUCGCAUCGAUUUGAUCGAACUUUUGAUCCGAGUAUUUUCAGGAAAGCUUUCUCGUGGAGAAUCCCGCCGGAGAGAGCGCAGCAACCAUAGCGGCGGCUCCUUCGAUCUGUAAUCAUGAAUACCGAGUAUGAUUAUCUGUUUAAGCUUUUGCUUAUUGGAGACUCUGGUGUUGGCAAAUCAUGCAUCCUUCUAAGAUUUGCUGAUGAUUCAUAUUUGGAGAGUUAUAUCAGCACCAUCGGAGUCGAUUUUAAAAUACGCACUGUUGAGCAAGAUGGAAAGACUAUUAAGCUUCAGAUUUGGGAUACUGCUGGGCAAGAACGUUUCAGGACAAUUACAAGUAGCUACUAUCGUGGUGCUCAUGGGAUUAUCGUCGUUUAUGAUGUAACAGACCAGGAAAGCUUCAACAAUGUCAAGCAAUGGUUGAAUGAAAUUGACCGCUAUGCUAGUGAGAACGUUAACAAGCUUCUUGUUGGAAACAAAUGUGAUCUUACUGCAAAUAAAGUUGUGUCUUACGAGACUGCAAAGGCAUUUGCUGAUGAGAUUGGAAUACCAUUCAUGGAGACCAGUGCCAAGAAUGCAACUAAUGUUGAGCAGGCUUUCAUGGCCAUGGCUGCAGAUAUCAAGAGCAGGAUGGCAAGUCAGCCAGCCAUGAACAGCGCAAGGCCACCAACAGUUCAAAUUCGUGGACAACCUGUAAACCAAAAUAGCUCCUGCUGCUCUUCCUAAAUUUACAACCAGUUUGCAUAUUCGUCUGUAAACUUAGGCUUCGUUUGAGACGGUUUUUUUAUUAUUUCUUAAAGCACUUCUUAGUAUAAAAAUUAAAAUUUUUGUACAAAGAAGCUGCUUUAAGAAGCUGAAAGAAAACUGUCCCAAAUGAAACCUUAGUGUUCAGGUUCAUAUUGAACUCAUGAUUACACCAGUCCCCUACCUGAUUGUUUGCCUUAAUCGUUCCUUUCAACUAUUAUAAAAUUUCAUUCUUUCCAUCGUCUAUUAUUUUUAUUGUGGAACCUUCAAAAAAAUUUAGGCCUUUAUAUUCUUAUGUAAUAUCACUGUACUAUUUAGCAUGAUUCAAGUGCUGCUCAGGCUCGUGCAAA
This is a messenger RNA of Dendrobium catenatum, 1189 nucleotides long. Its product is annotated as GTP-binding protein YPTM2. The transcript has 8 exons. Gene Ontology annotation, molecular function: GTP binding; GTPase activity. Bases 210 to 821 code for a protein of 203 amino acids. The record is from RefSeq and is a predicted model, not a curated record. Lineage: Eukaryota; Viridiplantae; Streptophyta; Magnoliopsida; Asparagales; Orchidaceae.